AUGGAUGAAUCACAAGGCUACCAGCUACAGGAGUGGACAAUGCUGUUCGUCAACAGUGUCCAAGCGGAAAGACGAAGACGAGAGGAACACACAACGGACACAUGGCGUUCCAUUCAGGAGUACGCAGCAGCUGCCGAUCGUAAGAUCAAGGAGGCAUUGGGCUCGGAAGGCCCAGCUCUGCGCCCGGUG
Parathielavia appendiculata is the source of this 189-nucleotide messenger RNA. RefSeq lists its product as uncharacterized. The record is from RefSeq and is a predicted model, not a curated record. The transcript has a single exon. NCBI's taxonomy places the organism in Eukaryota, Fungi, Ascomycota, Sordariomycetes, Sordariales, Chaetomiaceae. The annotation marks the transcript as partial.